UUUUUUUUCUUGAAGCUUUCUCUAAGAUGGCUUAUCGAAUUUUCUUCAGGAUGGCUUAUCAUACUUUCCCACUUCUAUUUUUCUUUUGCUUCUUAUUCUCACCCCUCUGGAAUGUCUUAACAAUUCAGGCACAAAACGCUCCCGCAGCCAAUGGACAUCCCGUAUAUGCUCGCAUCGGCUCAAAGCUCUUUGUCCAGGGUGGUUCACACCUCGAAAAAAACAGCAAGUUUUACUCUUUAGACCUCUCAACGUCCUGGUCUGUUGAUAAAGCUCCUUGGACACUCCAAAACUUUGGAGUCUUCCCAAGCGAUCCAGGAUACACCGGUGUGGCUGAUAAUCACACUCUUUACGUGUUUAAUGGAGCAGGCUAUAUCAGCUAUCAUGUCAACUACAGUAACCCUAAUGGAAAAUGGAACAUACUGAAAACAGUUGAACCCCUGGAUUGCAAUCUCUACUCUCCAGUUUUGGACCCAAGGACAGGGCUGAUCUAUAGUGCUUCUGCUACUGAUGUCGGCAACUCCGUAUGUGUGUAUAAUUCGACUACUCGAGUCUGGAAAUAUAGCUAUGAUAUCCUCAACGGUACAUUGGAUGAUGACAAUUACGAUGGUGCUGUUUAUAAUAGCGCUUCAAAGUCCAUCCUGUUUGGAUACAGACGUUACGAGGACGAAGCGUUGCUGUACCUCACAGAAUACGUAAUCGACUUGAAUGCAUGGAUACAGGUUCCUGUAACUGGACAAUCUCCAACCAAAAGAGGAUUUAACUGCAUGGUCAUCAAUGAGGAUGCCACCAAGGUCGUUGUUUUUGGCGGCCGCACCCCCAAACCUGAUGAUCCUUUACAUCUUUAUGUUUAUUCUCCAGAGAUAUUUGUGUUGGAUCUCAAAACGAAAGUAUGGAAAAAAGGACCCAAUGCGCCUGAACCGCGCGCCUAUCCUGCUUGUGCCUUGGUUGGAGAUCAAUUCAUCGCUUGGGGAGGUGAACAUACUACGACUGAGCUUGCAACAAUCGCUGUAUUUGACGUGACCAAGUUUGCAUGGGUCAAAAACUUUACAGCUCCCAGCAAGCCACCAUCUACCACAGCUUCUUCUAUGGAUCCUUCUACAGCAUCUCAAAUGCCUUCAUCUACACCCACAUCGUUAUAUCCAGAACAGGAAAGCGAAUCUUCAGUCACCAAUGUUGGAGCCAUCGCAGGAGGGAUAGUGGGAGCCUUAGCCCUUGUAGCAAUUGCUGUAAUUGCAUUGAUCUACAGGCGACGAAAAGAACAGGAGGAGAAGACAGAAAAUUAUGACCAUUUUGAUGGCAAGGUCAUUGAGCAAGGAAACGCUUCCAGUAUGAGUCAAAGCCCGCCUGCAUAUGAAGGAUGCGACAAGAUCGAGCUCCCCUUCACUGGCCACACUCAUCCUCAUGCCUCUCAGACUAUGGCAUCAAUGUCUACACACACUCUUCAUGACCAACAUUCUCUGAGACAAAAUCCUCAGUAGCCGCUCUUCUUUUACACAUGGUACAGUGAAUUGUCCACUAUACGGACAGCUCCUGUUAAAAGAACGUAUAGAACACAAAAACCCCUGCAAUAGCUGUAUACUUCCCUAUACUCGUGUACAAGACAUGUUAAAUAAUAAUAAACACUAUCUACGAUACCAUACUAAGAUGCCACCAAU
Molecule: messenger RNA, 1655 nt
Organism: Lobosporangium transversale
Lineage: Eukaryota; Fungi; Mortierellomycota; Mortierellomycetes; Mortierellales; Mortierellaceae
Exons: 3
Coding region: 27-1478 (483 amino acids)
Molecular function (GO): protein binding
Source: RefSeq, a predicted model, not a curated record